Molecule: messenger RNA, 807 nt
Organism: Candida tropicalis MYA-3404
Lineage: Eukaryota; Fungi; Ascomycota; Pichiomycetes; Serinales; Debaryomycetaceae
Product: putative tRNA acetyltransferase
Exons: 1
Coding region: 1-807 (268 amino acids)
Biological process (GO): tRNA modification
Molecular function (GO): RNA binding
Source: RefSeq, a predicted model, not a curated record
AUGGGUAAAAGAGCAGCUGAGGAUUCAAACAAACCAGCAAAGAAAAGAUUCAAGAAUGUUUCUAAAUUAAUCGAUCCUAAUACUUCAGGGAUUUAUGCAACUUGUCCACGUCGUAAAGAAAGCAGUUGUCGUCAAGAACUAAUGAAUUUAUUAUCUGAUAAAAUCCCUGAAUAUUUUGAUUUAAGUAAAACUAACGAAGAUGAUGAAGAUGAAGAUGAUGAAAAGAAAGAACUCUCCAUUGAAGAUAAAAUUAAAUUAGAAUUAGAAGAACUUAAAGAUAUCAAAGAUUCCAAAAAAGAAUUACUUCAACCGAUUGAACUUGAUGUUGAAUGUUUAAUUUUCAUUAAAACUAGAAAACCAAUUGAUCCAGAAUUAUUAGUACAUAAAAUAUGUAAAGAAAGUUAUGAAACAGGACAAAAGACAACUAGAUAUACUCAAAGACUUAUGCCAAUAAUGGAUACAUGUACAAUAGGAGGUGAUGAACCAUUGGAUAAAAUUAGAGAAUUGGCUAAAAAAGUAUUAGCACGUCAUUUUCAUAAUGAAAAAGAUCAAAAACCUAUAAAAUUUGCUAUUCAAGUAUCAAAGAGAAAUUUCAAUCAAUUACAAUCAGAUGGAAUUAUAAAAGCUGUAGCUGAAGCUGUAGGACAAAAUCAUGGACAUUCUGUUGAUUUGAAAACUUAUGAAAAAUUAAUUAUUGUUGAAUGCUAUAAAAAUAGUGUUGGUAUUGGUGUUGCUGAUGAUUUUUUGAAAUUUAGUAGAUUCAAUUUACAACAAAUCUAUGAAAAACAACAAGAUGAAAAGAAGUAA